This is a messenger RNA of Charadrius vociferus (killdeer), 1497 nucleotides long. RefSeq names its product spinster homolog 3 (Drosophila) (gene SPNS3). NCBI's taxonomy places the organism in Eukaryota, Metazoa, Chordata, Aves, Charadriiformes, Charadriidae. Gene Ontology annotation, biological process: transmembrane transport. The transcript is spliced from 11 exons. The coding region runs from base 1 to 1392 and encodes 463 amino acids. The record is from RefSeq and is a predicted model, not a curated record. Gene Ontology annotation, cellular component: membrane. Gene Ontology annotation, molecular function: transmembrane transporter activity.
AUGUCUAUGGCAAGGAAGGGCCCAGCAAAGAGAGAAUACCUGAUAGUUGCUGUGCUGUGCUAUGCAAAUUUAAUAAAUUUCAUGGAUUGGUUCCUUGUACCAGGGAUCCUGUUAAAUAUACAGAAAUACUUCGAGCUUAGCGAUGGGGACACAGGUCUACUGCAAACAGUGUUCAUCUUGUGUUACAUGCUGGCUGCCCCCAUCUUUGGAUACCUCGGUGACCGGUACAAUAGGAAGAUCAUCCUUGGAGCUGGUAUUUUCUUCUGGUCUGGUGUGACAUUGGGCAGUUCAUUCAUCAGUGAAUCGUAUUACUGGAUAUUCUUUCUUUCACGAGGACUAGUUGGCGUUGGCACGGCCAGUUAUUCCACAAUAGCACCCACCAUCAUUGCAGACCUGUUUGAGGAAGGAAAAAGGACCACAAUGUUAUCUAUCUUCUAUAUCUUCAUUCCAGUGGGAAGUGGUCUUGGUUAUGUCCUAGCAGCUGGCAUGGCACAUGUCACAGGUGACUGGCACUGGGCAUUCAGGAUAACUCCUUGCAUGGGAGGUCUAGCACUGGUUCUUCUGAUCCUACUGGUCCCUCACAGGACCCAGAGAAGGAUAGCAGCACACAGAGCACUGAGCAUCUCCGGCACAAUACGAGUAGCAGCUGAGAAACCAGGUGUGCACAGAACUGCCAAGGCUACUUGGUGUCAAGAUGUCAUAUCACUUGCCAAGAAUUGGAGUUUUGUCUGGUCCUCGCUGGGUCUGACUGCCAUGGCCUUCGUUACUGGUGCCCUGGGAAUGUGGGUACCGGUGUUUCUUUACAGGGCUCAGGUUGUCCAGGGCAUUGUAUCACCGUGUGAUGAUAAAACCUGUGAUUCAUCUAACAGCCUAAUAUUUGGAGGCAUCACCAUUGGGACAGGGAUCUUGGGCGUCAUUGCUGGCGCAGAAGCUGCAAGAAGAUUAAGGAAGAUAAACAACAAAGCUGAUCCUCUGAUCUGUGCCACAAGCAUGUUCAUUUCUGCUCUUUGCCUCUACAUAGCUCUGAUGGUGGCCCAGACAAACAUUCUUUCCACUUUUAUUUUUAUUGCAUUUGGAGAACUGUUUUUGUCUGUAAACUGGGCUGUUGUGACAGACAUACUGUUGUAUGUUGUGACACCAAGACGGCAGUCUACAGCUAUUGCCCUGCAGAUUUUGGUGAGCCAUUUGCUGGGAGAUGCAGGCAGCCCAUAUCUCAUUGGUGCUAUCGCCCAUGCUAUCCAGGUCAAGAAUGCUCACUCAUUCCGGUGGAGUUUCUGGAGCAUGCAGUACAGCUUCAUCACGUGUGCUUUUGUUGGUGUCUUUGGAGGAGCUUUUUUCCUCCUGACAUCUUUCUACAUUGAGGAAGAUCGUAAGGAAGCGGAGCGGCUUUGAGGUUUCUAUAUAUCUUUAUAACUUUUAAACCUGUAUCUGAUUGCUUUCCUGUUUUUACAUUAGCCAUGAUAUUGGCUCUGUAUAAAGUUAAAACACAAAUAUCUG